Fulmarus glacialis (Northern fulmar) is the source of this 855-nucleotide messenger RNA. Its product is annotated as T-lymphocyte surface antigen Ly-9-like. Gene Ontology annotation, cellular component: external side of plasma membrane. Lineage: Eukaryota; Metazoa; Chordata; Aves; Procellariiformes; Procellariidae. The transcript has 6 exons. The record is from RefSeq and is a predicted model, not a curated record. Gene Ontology annotation, biological process: T cell activation. The annotation marks the transcript as partial.
UACCGCAUCCAGCUCCGGGGUCCUCAGUACGGGAAAGACACGGACCCGUUGGUGCGGGUCCAGAGGAGGGACACAAAGGUGAUGGAAGACCUCUGCCCGUGCACCGGCAACGGGGUGGAGGUGACCAGGGCCGUGGGCAGGUCCGUCACCUUCCGACUCCAGAGCCCGGGUGGAAAAGCGGCAGCCUGGAGCUUUCAAAACGAUGUCAUAGCCACCGUCAAAUUCGGCAAUCCUCCCGAAGCCACGUUUUUUGAUGAGAAAUACAAGCAGCGCUUGACCUUCCUCAAGGAUGGCAGUGAGCUCACCAUCUCCCAGCUGAGGAUGGAUGAUGCCGGCACCUACACCGCGAAGAACUCAGGGGUAAAAACCACCUUCACCCUACACGUGUACAGGGAGCUGGCGGUGCCGACGGUGACCUGCACGGCACGGAACUGCUCGGCCGACGGUUGCCGCUACACCCUGCACUGCACCGCGGCGGGCUCCGGCUCCGGUAACGUCUCCUAUGGCUGGAGCAUGGGGGGCUCGCAGAGGAGAGAGGGGCCCAUAGUGCUGGUGGAAGAAUCAUCCCCCGAUGAGUUGCCGCUCACAUGCACGGCGCGAAACCCCGUCAGCAGCCGCAACACCACUGUCAUCUCGCCCGCUGCCCUCUGUGCAGGCACCUACUCCAGCGGGCAGGCUGGGAUCGUGGCUGCAUCGGUGAUCGGAGCCGGAGUGCUUUUAGCAGUGGUUAUCUUUGUGAUCUACUGUAAAUCCAAAGGCUGGAUGAUCUUCCGUCUGCCUGCAGCCGAGGCUACGAACACAGAGGCGGGAGCAGAGUACAUGACGGUGUACGCCCAAGUCGGCCCUUCCCGGCAG